This is a messenger RNA of Zygotorulaspora mrakii, 2274 nucleotides long. RefSeq lists its product as uncharacterized. Bases 1 to 2274 code for a protein of 757 amino acids. Lineage: Eukaryota; Fungi; Ascomycota; Saccharomycetes; Saccharomycetales; Saccharomycetaceae. The record is from RefSeq and is a predicted model, not a curated record. The transcript has a single exon.
AUGUUCCUUCGCUUCAUGAACACAAAGGCGGCGUUAACACUGUUUUUAGUUGCCAAUAGCGUCUUUGGGAGUUCUUUUAGUAAUGUCACAACAUCUGCAUCCAUGACUGCAGCCAAUCCUGUACCAGCAACUAUUACAGCCGAUACCACCUUGUAUGGCAACCAAAUAGCAACCAGUACAGUUGAGAUCGCAGAAGGCGCCACAUUAAAAUUAUUAGAUGGUAACUCGUAUGAAUUUAGUUCUGGGCUCAUUGUUAGAGGUAGUCUGGAAAUCGGAAAUGAUACUUCCAACGUGGAAGAUCUAUACGUCACUGUUUCUGGUAGCACAUUGGAUGUUAGUGGCACCAUUGAUAUCAAGAACACAAACGAGGACAGUCCAAGCACAGUGGAGUUCAAAGCUAACAACUUUGUAAAUACUGGUAGUAUAAGUUUGAACUUUCCACACGAAAGUCUCGGUAGGGCAACCUUUGGCCCGUUCACAAACAGGGGAACCUUCAAUAUAAGUGGAACUAACCUGUACAGUAAUAAUACGCAGAAAUUGACACGUAGAGCCAAUACUGGUUCUCAGCUAGACGGUGAUAUUUAUCUAUGGGGAAACUCUGUCUACCAUAUAGCAGAUAAUUUUUCGGGCUCUGGAACUAUCCAUGGACGGUCUUACAGUAUAUUAGUUUUGAAUGAAGCCGAAAGCUUUGAAGGACCCAAGAUAUCAUUAGAAGGUGGUGCUCUCCAGAUCCGAUAUGCCGAGGGAGCGGGUUCUGGUGAACCAAUAAAGUUGGAAGGCUACACAGGAGCAAAUCAUCUAACCAUUGCGAAUGAUGCACCUAGGUUGCACUACGAUCAAUCUACUGGUAUAUUGACCUGUAGCCUAAAUGGUGCGGAGACCAGAUUUGUGAUUGGUACACAAUUUGAUCCAGCAGGAUUUUAUGUUGCUAGCGGUUAUAUCAUCUCUUACAACUACUUUGAUGACGCCAAUUUUAUUGACUACAGAACACCAGUAAGCCACAGUACGAGUACCUUAAGAUCAGUGAUCUCCAGCUCCACGCUGACUUCGUCUAGUGUAAGUAGUACUCCUAGUUCAGGUACUACAAGUAGGAGCUACAGCAUCGAUAUCGGCUCAGAUGUUUCAUCUUCGAGCCUUGCUAGUAGCACUUCUAACCAAAUAACUAGUAACAGCUUUAUUAGCUUUUCCGGAAGCCAAUAUAUUACCAGUACAGCUGGCUCAAAUAUCUCACUCACCACAAACAUUGUCACUGGAAGUAGCACGAGUAUUAUCUCCAAUAUACCUUCGAAGAGCACGAGUAUUAUCUCCAAUAUCACUUCGAAGAGCACGAGUAUUAUCUCCAAUAUCACUUCGAGGAGCACGAGUAUUAUCUCCAAUAUCCCUUCGAGGAGCACGAGUAUUAUCUCCAAUAUACCUUCGAGCAGCACGAGUAAAAUUGACUUAUCAAUUUCAAGUACAAUAUCUUCUGCAGCAUUGAGGACUUCAAAACCGUUUUACAACACAAGUAAUCUUGUUGACAAGGCAAGUCAUUCUAGUCACUCUAGUGAAAUCAGUCAAAGUGAGAUACAAAGAGCGACGAUUCUAACUUUGAAUAGCACAGACGCUACCGCUACGUCAUGUGUACCAGGAUUUAAUUGUGUUACAAUUAAGAGCAAUACGGUAUCUGCUAGCUAUUCUCAAUUUAAUGUCAGCACCGUAGAUGCAACAAAACCUAGUGGAAAGUUAUCCUCGACCACCAGUUUCAAGGAGAGCCUCUCCAGUUUUACUGAGACUAAACCAUCUUCUGCUUCUGUAGGCGGGAUAACAUCCUGUGAUAAUAAUGGGUGUUAUGUUCUUUCUAUUGUAUCACCAAUAACAACUACCGCCACAUUUUGCGAGGAAAAGACUUGUCAUACAACUAUUGCCACAUAUGCUCCAUCCACAGUUACAUCUACAGUCACUUUGUGCGAUGAAAGCGGGUGCCAUCCAGUAACUACUGUCAUUACCGUAACAACUGAAUCUGAGACUUCUACCAGCAUAGUAACCAGUAAAUCUAACAUAGUUACCAGCGCACCAACUACGGUUUCAGACGACGCCACAAUUACUAUCAAGCCUAGAACAUCUGAAGCUACCACGUGUGCAAAUGGCGCAUGCAGGGAACCAGACCGUUCGAUGAUCUCUUCAUACUCUUCCAGCCAAUCUCCUAUGAUUCAAUCGGAAGCUGGUGCAGCACUGGUUGAGUGUAUGAAAUGGAGGGCGAUAUUUGGAUUUAUGGGUAUAAUAUGGCUAAACUGA